This is a messenger RNA of Populus nigra (black poplar), 1510 nucleotides long. RefSeq names its product polyubiquitin-like. The transcript is spliced from 2 exons. The record is from RefSeq and is a predicted model, not a curated record. Bases 117 to 1286 code for a protein of 389 amino acids. Gene Ontology annotation, cellular component: cytoplasm; nucleus. Lineage: Eukaryota; Viridiplantae; Streptophyta; Magnoliopsida; Malpighiales; Salicaceae. Gene Ontology annotation, biological process: protein ubiquitination; modification-dependent protein catabolic process. Gene Ontology annotation, molecular function: ubiquitin protein ligase binding; protein tag activity.
GUGUCUUUAGUGUAUGCUUUUCAAGUCAACAGCUUCGCGAAGAAGGAAAGAGUUGUGCUUAUUAGAUCAUCGACAACAAUAGUGGAGGAAGGAAGGAAGGGUUUUGAGUUUCACAAAUGGAACUUCCAACUCCAAGAAAUGAUUCUCAAGAAGAAGAAGAAGAAGAAGAAGAAGAGAUGACUAUAUAUUUGAAAGUCAUGAAAACGUCGACGAUGAAAGUUCAGAGAUCAGAUACAAUUGGAACUAUCAAAUCUGCGUUUUGUGAGAAGGAAGGAAUUCCUAAAAGUUUCCAAGAACUUUUUUUUAACGGUGACCGGCUCAAGGAUGACCAGAGAGUGGUUGAUUAUGGUAUUCCGAAAGAUGCCACUCUGCAUAUGAUUCUUCAGAGUUCAGUUGGGGUGAAAUUGUUAGUCGUUAUACCAUCACGCCAGAAAAGUGUUGUGGUUGAAGCAAGGACUUAUGAUACCGUCCAAAAAAUUAAGGCUGUAAUUCUUGAGAAGGAACAAAUUCUUCCACAUCAGUACAAUCUUGUCUAUGCUGGAGAAGUGCUCGAAGAUGAUAGGAGUUUGGCCUCUCUGAAUUUGCAAAGCGAGCCAACCCUUCAUUUGAUUUUCAAUCCGAAAGAUUUGUUGUCAUUUUCUGUAAUCACACCUGCAGGGGAAACUGUGAAGCUCAAAGUUAAAUUCCUGUAUUCUGUUUCUGAGGUCAAAGCAAUAAUUGGUGGCGUGAUUGGUGUCCCAGUCAGUGAUUAUGAUCUAAUCUACCAAGGCAAGAAGCUUGAGGAUUCCAAUUCAUUGGCUUGUUAUGACCUCCAAGAAGAAUCUAUCUUGGAGAUGUCACCCCAGACAUUUCAGGUAUUUGUGAAGGCGUGGAGUGGGAAAACCAUAACUCUGAAUGUUCACCAACGUGAUACUGUUGAAGAUGUGAAGGACAAGAUUUUCCAAAAGCUUGGCGGGCCAAGCUAUUGUCAGAGCAUUGUAUUUUCUGGAAAGCGACUUGAGGCAAACCUUGAUCUGGCAUAUUACAACAUCAGGAAGAAUGCUACACUUCAUAUGGUUUUCUCACCUUCAACAAUAACCACCAAAAUGGGAUUGUCUCAAAUCGGGGCUGAACCGAACUCCUCCGCUAGAAUUCGUGAUUUAAAGGCUAUGAUCCAAAAUAAACUUCCCAGCACGGUAAAGGAAGUAUAUUUCCGUGAGAUACCACUGCAGGAUGAGUGCUCUAUAGCUAGUUACAACAUCGGUGAAAGUGAUGAGCUGACUGUUGUUUCUGAACAGCGCUGGUAAGAGUCUGGGGAAAGAUCGCCUGAUAUCUAGCACAGCCUGGUGAUAUGAUUGUGAUUUGUGUACAUGUUAUGUUGUUUUGUGCUUGAUUGCUCAUAAUAUUCUCGGUGCCUAUGAAUUUUGUGAACUAAAGUAAGAAGAAAAGUAACCUUCUCUUAUUAUGCUUUCGGUACUUCACAGAAAAAGGGGAGCGAAAUAGAAAAUGUAAUCAUCUGAGUUUAGGAUCA